This is a messenger RNA of Phragmites australis (common reed), 1377 nucleotides long. RefSeq lists its product as uncharacterized. The record is from RefSeq and is a predicted model, not a curated record. NCBI's taxonomy places the organism in Eukaryota, Viridiplantae, Streptophyta, Magnoliopsida, Poales, Poaceae. The transcript has 4 exons. Bases 523 to 1359 code for a protein of 278 amino acids.
UUGAGCCUCUGGUACCUUCACAUGAGCAUCGGAGAGUCCCUAUUAUGGUUACCCCAUAUGAAAAGACUCUAACAUCUCCGGUGAAGAGGUGGCUUCUGUCCUCCAAAGCAAAGGCAUCAUCCGCUCUAAAAUCUCCAACGAAGGGUGAUCUCGCGAAAGAGAACAACAAAAAAUUAAGUACCCAUCAGUUGGAUUUCUUGCCUACACUGGAUGUUCCUGAGAAAUAUGAGAAUGGCAAGCCAUUUCUGCCAUUGUUUCAACUCGAAGAAGUUCCAUGGAGAUGAGGAGAUUCCAUGAAUGGUACAUGAGGGCAUGUUGUGUGGGGUCCUCCAUAAUCACUGCUUCUGUACCUGCUAACAUUUUUCUAAGCAGAGACUCCUAUCUCAUGGUAGAUUUUAAGGACAUGCACGCUUUGUUCCACCACGAUAAACUAGACAUCAAUCUCAUAAGCGUGUGGUGCCUGUAAGUGCAUACAAUCUACCCCUAUAUUUGUAUAUCUACCAAUAUAUGUUAUAGAAGCUAAUGAUUAGUGAAUUUUUUUGUAGAAUGCAAUUAAAUGAUGCUGGAAAGUUGAAGGUACCUGUCGGAUUCAUUAAUCCGCAACGAAUUUCCCAGCCCAACUUGGUUGUGAAGUUGAGGACAGAUGACCCCCAGAUUAAGGGGAAGAGUAACAAGGAGAAAGCAAGGGUCAUAAGAGGAAUGACCAAAUCACGUAGGCUUAACAUGUCAAUCUACAUAGGAAGGGCUAUGCUAGAAAUACAAGAUAAGGACUGCAUCAUGGCUCCCUACAACUUUAACUAUCACUUUAUUUGUAUAAUGCGGAUGCCGAAGUCAAGUAGACUUGUGGUCCUUGACUCAACCGAUCUCCCCCAAAAAUCUUACCAAGAUCUCAUCGAUGUUAUACAGAGGGCCUACAAGUGGUACGUAAUGAAAGGUGGGAUAAAUGAUAUGGCCAAGGCGGAUGCAAUGACGGUCCGUACACACUUUCCGUGCCACAAGCAAGGUUUCGACAUUGUUCUUUGUGGAUAUUAUGUUUGCCAGUUUCUUAGGAUAAACGGGAGGUACACAACGAACCCCGAGGACAUAAGUCAUCAUUGCACCUGCACAUUCUUAUUUAGUUCUGUUUUCGUUGUCACUAGUGUUUUAACUCUUUUAGUUGUGUCUUUAUUUCAUGCACGGAUGAUCGAAUGUAUCCACACCUCACUCAAAGACGAAGAUAUUCAAAACAUCCAACGUGACAUGUGUUGGUUGAUCAUGCACAAAGUCAUUCAUAGGAGUGGCAUGUUCUUUGACCUCGGAGGUCAAUUGGCUAGCCAUCUGAGGCUUUGUGAGUGGGAGAUGAAAGAAUACUUGUAUUGAAUAUUUGGCUUGUGAUGU